This is a messenger RNA of Carassius auratus (goldfish), 2964 nucleotides long. RefSeq names its product thrombospondin-type laminin G domain and EAR repeats b (gene tspearb). The transcript is spliced from 12 exons. NCBI's taxonomy places the organism in Eukaryota, Metazoa, Chordata, Actinopteri, Cypriniformes, Cyprinidae. Gene Ontology annotation, biological process: signal transduction. The record is from RefSeq and is a predicted model, not a curated record. Bases 495 to 2495 code for a protein of 666 amino acids.
CCCUCCCUUCUACAGCUGACUUAUUCUCAUUUAAAUGUCUGUGGGGUAAAACACCUCUCCCUGUUCAUAACUCACAGGUGAAGUUUACACUCCCCUUCAUAGCACACUGACAUGUACAGCAAAGCAGAGAGACCUCAGCCGGACACUGUUCAAGGAGGAAGUUCUUCACAGCCAUGGAGUUCUGAUAGACUCUCUUGAACAAAAGAAGUUUGGCUUUGAUAACGCAAAAUGCAUUGGCAUUGUAUUCUGCAUUGCUUGAUCAUGCAUUCAUUGUAAUGCUUAUUAAAAUAAUAAAAAAAGGACAUCAGAGGACAGCAGCAUCUUCAGGAGUGAGUAAGAUGCCAGUUUAAUCGAGUGACACCUCAGCUGUUACCUGGACAUCUUCUCAUCCUCACAGUGAUUUGUUGUGUUGGGAUGUAAGGAUGGUCUCUGGGCUUUGAGAAUCACUUUGUUUCUGGCUGUGUGUGAAUGGAGCAGAGAGAGUGGAGACCCUGAUGUCGGAGCUGCUGCUGCUGGCCUGUGUGCUCCUCUCCUGGAUCAUCACCUGCCAAUCUGGACCAUGGAGACCUUGCACAGAUCUGUUACCACUGGACCUCCUGUCCCGGGUGCUUCCUGUGUCCGGCAGGGCUCAGGAUGGGAUACGCAUGGUCCAGUCCAGAGGUGCUCGUGGAUUUCAGUUUUCUGGAUCUCCACAGCUGUUCAGCUUCCCUGCCUCUCAGCUCUUCAUUAACUGUUUCUUCUUCCCCGCUGAGUUCUCCAUCGUUGUCACACUGAAAAUCCCACAGAUGGCUCCUGAGAAGAGUGAAUACAUCUUCACACUGUUGGAGGGCAAUUCAGAUGAGCUGCUCCUCGGCCUGCGUCUGUCCCAAAACAAGUUCCACUUGCUACAGAAGGGUCACGGUAGCAGGAAACGCAUCACUUUUAAGGCAGUAGGGCUGGAUGAUAACCGCUGGCACACUGUGGUCUUGGCAGUGACGGGACGCUACACAAUUCUCACUGUGGACUGUGGCACACCUCUAGAACUAGAGCUUGAAAGACCUUUCCCUGAUGAUCUAGAUACAACUGGUUCCACAUUCUUCAUUGCUAGCAGAAAACGAUGGAACGGCCUAUUUUCUGGUCUGAUACGGCAGCUAGUUUUUUUACCUGGUUCAGAUGCUACCUCACAAAUUUGUCCCUCGUCUGAGCCCCGGCUGUCCGUGCUCUCAGUUCCUCAGGCCCUCUUACACCUGCCAAUCAAACCAUCAUCCACUGACCUUCCCCUCCACCCUUAUGAGGCGGAGGUUCGGGUGACUGCUGGUGUGAUUCCUCCCUGUGGACACUCAGAGGAGGGACAGCUGUGGUUUAACACACUGAAGAGAGGACUGUUUCUCUGUGAUGGGAUUACAUGGCUCAAUAUGCUGCAGGUGAAAGAGAAGCUGGACUACGUGGAGGAUCACCAGGAUUUAUUUACCAACUCUGAGACAUUUGACAUUGAGGUUUUCCACAUCACUUCUGUUGGACUUUUCAUGGCGACCGCCAACCGUGAUUCCAACCUUGGAUCAGGAAUUUACAAAUGGACAGAUGGGAGGUUUGAACGAUAUCAAAACAUCAGCACCUAUGAUGCACAAGCAUGGCAGUACUUCACCGUGGGCAUAAAGAAGUUCCUGGUUGUUGCUAACUGCAGAAGUAAGGAUGCAGGAGACCAGGAGCAGUCUGUGAUCUAUAAGUGGAGCUCGAGGAAGCUGAAAUUUAUUCGCUAUCAGACACUGAACACACACAGCGCUCGUGACUGGGAGGCUUUCAGCAUUCAAGAUGAAACUUUCCUCGCGGUGGCCAAUCAUAGGCAAGGAGAGAGAAACCAUAACAUUGACAGUGUAAUCUACAAGUGGAACCCAGUUACUCAGUUUUUUGAGGUCAAUCAGACAAUCCCCACCACUGGUGCUUACGACUGGGAGUUUUUCACCAUCGGCCCAUAUUCCUUUCUCGCAGUCGCUAACACUUUCAAUGGGAGAUCUACAGUCAUUGAUUCUACCAUCUAUAUCUGGCUGGGAGGGAUGUUUCAGCCUUAUCAGUUCAUUACAACCUUUGGGGCGAUAGACUGGGAGAUGUUCCAGAUUGAAAACAGGGUCUUCUUGGCUGUGGCCAACAGUCAGAUGCUCACGGAGGAGGGCAAGAUUCUGUACUCCAUCAACUCCACCAUCUAUGAGCUCAGCAUGGCAUCUCAGACCUUCGUCAAGUUUCAGGAGAUUGAAACGAACAGUGCUUUGGACUGGGAGUAUUUUACAGUGGGAGAUGACAAGUUCCUGGUGGUCGCCAACUCCUACGAUGGAAACUCAUACUCUCUUAAUAGUGUUAUAUACAGGUGGCAGGGUUAUGAGGGGUUUAUCCCGGUGCACAGACUGCCCACCAAUGGCUGCAGAGAUUGGGAAUAUUUUAACACAACCGAUGGCUCCUACCUCAUCUACUCCAGUGCCAGAGCUGCUCUCUCUAAAGUCCUUAAAUUAAGGACCAUCUAGUGGCACUGGACAUAUGGACAGUAUCUGCUGGGAGACUAGCUGCCAGAAUCAGCGACUCAAAGCAUGGACAUAAGUGAACCCCCAUAGCAGAUGUUCUUCAAUUAAAAUUUUAUCCAAAACUUAAUCACAUGAUGACACUUCAACACAUGCACUUAAUGACAUACCUUGAAACCAGCUGAAGGAUGAAUCUCUUCACUAACAUUCAAAACAGUCCACUGACCGCCUGAACUACACAAAACACAUAAAAACACACAUUUCAGAAGACUUAAAGCUGCACUUAUUUGCACACAGAUCAUCAAUAUGCUAUGUUGAUUAUAAUGUCAUUAUGUCCUGUGGUUAUGCAUCAUUACUCUGCACAUGAAGACAGUUAACAAUUUAUGGAUGACUGGAAAAAUAGUUUUAUCAGCCAGCAAAGACACUGUAUUUAACUGUACUGUACUGUCUGUAAGCUAAUGAUUUAUUAUUAUUU